Molecule: messenger RNA, 753 nt
Organism: Microthlaspi erraticum
Lineage: Eukaryota; Viridiplantae; Streptophyta; Magnoliopsida; Brassicales; Brassicaceae
Source: the annotation of a GenBank genome assembly
AUGCUGGAGCAGGAAAAUCCUGGAAGCAAAACGAAUGUGCAACUAGAUGCUUUGCACAGGUUUGAGUAUCUGUUUGUUGCUUUGGGAGCGAGCAUUGAAGGGUUUCAAUGGAUGAGGAAAGUGAUAGUUGUGGAUGCAACGUUUCUGAAGACUGUAUAUGGUGGACAGCUUGUGUUUGCCACUGCUCAAGAUCCUAAUCAUCACCAUUACCCUAUUGCCUUUGGGAUAAUUGAUAGCGAAAAUCAUAGUAGUUGGCCAUGGUUCCUGGAAAACCUGAAAGCUGUUGUACCAGAUGAUCCUGAACUCGUUUUUGUUAGUGACAGACAUAAAAGCAUCAUAUAUGGAGUCUCGAAGGUCUAUCCAUUGGCUCGCCAUGUACACUGUAUUUGGCAUCUGGCUCAGAACGUAAAAGGGCAUGCUCAGCAAGGUGUUAAGAAAGACGAUGUUGUUGAUAAGUUCAUCAAAUGCGCUCAUGCUUAUACUGGGUCUGAGUGUAGAAAGGAGUUUGAUGAGUUUACGAAGAUGUAUCCUGCGUGUGCUAAUUUUUUGGUUAAGAGGAUAGAUAUGGAAAUGUGGGCAAGGUGCGUUUUUGAAGAAGAUAAGUAUAACUUAGACACCAGCAAUUUUUGCGAAUCUGUGAACAGUGUGUUUAGGAAAGACAGAAAGUUGUCUCUCUUACCAAUACUUGAUAAGUUAAUAGAGAAAUUCGCUUUUUGGUCCAGCAAGUAUAGGAUUUGUGUGUGGGUGAUAUGA